Messenger RNA from Myxocyprinus asiaticus (Chinese sucker), 7258 nucleotides. Its product is annotated as sex comb on midleg-like protein 4. NCBI's taxonomy places the organism in Eukaryota, Metazoa, Chordata, Actinopteri, Cypriniformes, Catostomidae. Gene Ontology annotation, molecular function: protein binding. The transcript has 9 exons. The coding region runs from base 1954 to 3372 and encodes 472 amino acids. The record is from RefSeq and is a predicted model, not a curated record.
GUCAAUGUCCUAUCCAUUAUUUAAAAAAAAAAAAAAAUGUUUCUGUAGCUUCAACUGGAGGCUCUAAUAGAUCCUGCAUGUUCAGACUUCUUUGAAAGUUUUCAUUGAAUUGUGGAUUUGCCAUAUUGAAUUAGGCUAUAUGACAGCCAGUUCUCCUAAAUGUUUUAUGUCUGUAUUUUGAGAAGCUCUCCAAGCCUCUGCAUCUCAUGAAUUUGAAUGUCGAUUUAAUUUUAUUAAAUAGUCUUGAGUGUAAAUGCGUUCCAUAAUUCUUCAUAUUAACGGUAAUACUCACCGAUAGCUAAUUGUUGCAGUUUGGAGCAAUGGAAUUAAUGUAUCAAACCAAAACCAACGUCUAAACAAAAUACUAUAGGCUAUAUGUUUAAAAGAAAAAAAAAAAGGAAUGUCUAAUUCGCACCUUAUUGUGACGAGACACUGAUUUCCGUGGAAUUGUCGGGCUUGUGUGCGUUCAGUGGCGUGUAAACUCAAAUUGUGCCGUAUUUCUAAAUGUUGUACGUCACACGCAUGACUGUCAUGUUUUAAGUGGGUCUGUAGCCUAUAUAUUGUAGCCUACUACAUCAAAAUCUUGUUUGUCCUAAUUUUUUCACUAACCUUGCGUGUCGUCCGGAACAGGUUGCGAUACAUAUUCACACGCAAAUCUAACAUAGGUGAGAUCUUUUUUCCAUCUGAUUUGAAUAGAUUUCAGGAAGUCAACAAGAUUAAAGAGCAAACUGACAGAUUUUAAACACAGGCUAUUUAAAUAACUGUAAAUGUUUUUUUUUUUUUUUUUUUUUUUUUUUUUUAAUACUGAAUCUCAUUAAUAAGGAUCAAAUGACAACUGAAUGCAUAAAAUCAUGAAAGACAAAUAGUAGAUUUUUUUUUCUUCAUUUAAAACGUUUAAGAUUCAUCUAUCCACAAAGUUGGAAAAACAUUCAAAUUAAACAUCCACAUAAAUCAGCACACAACUUUACCAAAAUAUAGCCUACCACCAAUAUGAACUGACCCAUAUUUAUAGGCCAGGCUUAUUCUUUUAGUUCAUUUUCUUUUUAAAUUCUGGAGGGUCCACUUAGAGGAAUGGCAGAGGGGGUUAUAACAGCCCAUUGGUAAUAUGUUGAUUUCGCAUUCAAGUAAAAAACUUAAUAACAAAGAUUUAUGUGAUGUUUAAAAUAACGUAACUGAUACAUCUAUUUUUGGUGGGUUGGUUUUUAUGUAAAUGGCUCUUAGAUGCUGUGAUGAAGAAAAUGACGUUGUUGAUGCAACAGCCUACAUAUCUUAAAAAAAAAAAAAAAAAAACAAAGAAAAAGAAAAAGAAAAGAAAAGAAAAAACACUUUUAAGCAAAUCGAAAAUUCUGAAACGCUGCAUUAUUAUGCACGUAAGUGACAAUAACCUGAUAGGAAACAUUGUGUUUAGCCCCGACACCUCCUAGGGAUUUCAUUAACAAGCUUUAUGUGGGGUUUUCAAGUUGGCAUGUUCCGAAACCCAAUAACCGAAUAGAGAUUUCAAGCUCCACAUACAGUAUACACAGGGGCUAAUGCAGUAUUUAUGCAAUAGAUUUUUUAGGAUACAGUCGGAUAUCCUGUAUGGGUGUUUAUGUAUUCUCCAUCGUUUCGCAUACCUUGGCGAAAUAUGUAAACGUUUCACCAUACGCCCCAGUGUCUUGCCUUUUAAUUAGAUCCCCGGUGUGCGGAUCAGCUUGGCACCGUCUCUACGUGCGAAACCGGCUGUUUUUUUUUGUUUGUUUUUUGUUUUUUUGCUCCGGGAACCCUGGCCACGGUCCUCGCGCGACUUCACUUCAGCACCGGCGGCGCGGGAAGAAAAUCGAGCCCGGAGUCCAGCUCCUGCUCUUGGGGCAGAUUGUUCUGCACAACUCGAUCGGAUGGAUGACAAUCUAAAUGUUUGGUCACCUACAAACGCACGAGUGUAAUGUUUUGGUCGAUGUGUGAGUUGCUGUGGGAAUGAGACUGCGUGGCAGGGAUUUGGAGGAUUCCACUGUCUCCUGGAUACCAAGCGUCCUGGGUGUGCAGAGUGUCAGGCUACGCCUUCGCCUUGAUCGCCGUGACGACAGGGGAAGGGGCUUUUGGCAACUCAUUGACCUGGAGGGAGAGGAAUCGCAGAGUGGGCGGCGGUUACGAGAUAGGACACCUCCUACUUGUUCACAGAGUCUUAUGAGUAUUCCUGCUGCUGCAUCAGUUCAGUCAGGAGGUGGAGAAAUGCAAUCACCUGGGGCCAUUAGCCCCUCCUUCCUCCAGCCCCCCAGUGGAAAAAUUCCAGGUCGCAAAAGGGGUCGCCCACCCCUGAAAAGACACCCAGAAUAUCAGAGUCACUACCCAGAAUCCCUCCCACCCAUUAAAGUGCCCAAGAAGAGAGGGAGGAAGCCUGGUUUUAAACUGAAGUCUCGCUUGAUGACACCCCUAGCCAUCUCCCCUCCAAGCAGCACCCCAGAGCCAGACAUGAGCUCCAUCCCCCAGGACGCUGCCACUGUCCCGCACUCAGCCACCCCACAGAUCCUCACAGUUUGUAUCUACGUGAAUAAGCUGGUGAACACGGGUCCCAACCUAGACAGGCAGAAGGUGCUGCAGCUGCCGGAUCAUCUAGGUCCGGCGAGGCCCUCUGUGGUGCUGCAGCAGGCAGUACAGGGCUGCAUUGACAGUGCAUUCCAGCAGAAAGCCGUCUUCACCCUGCUCACUGAGGGCUAUGGGGGAGAAAAGAUAUCAGCCACCUUUGAUGGUAAGCAACAUCUUUUGAGCUUACCUGUGGUAAACAGUGUUGGCUACGUCCUGCGCUUCCUCAAGAAGUUGUGUCGAAGCCUGCUGUGUGAGAACCUCUUCAGUGACCAGCCUAUCACCCCUUCAUCAUCCCCCUCUUCCUCAUUCCACAUUGAAAAGCACUCAGACGGGCAGCCCAAGUCAACAAACUCGAUGGUGGAUGACUACCAUGGCGAUUCAAUGGACCCUAAGCGCUAUUCUGUUGACCCCAGUGACUCUGCCUUUGGUGCGAUGUCCUCGCCGUACACAGCUACCAAACCUUCAUAUGGUUUUCGUUCUGGCCCCGCCUACUCUGGAGGUGUGUGCAGGCAAGCAGCCAGUCCCAGCACAUACCAGGAAGGAAACAGAAGUGCCUACAGUCCAUCCACAGAGGGAGGGCCCUGUAAGGACCCCUCCAGGUGGAGUGUUGAUGAGGUGGUGUGGUUUAUCAAGGAUGCAGACCCUCAAGCGCUGGGCCCACACGUGGAUCUCUUUAGAAAGCAUGAGAUUGAUGGUGAUGCUCUUCUCCUUCUGAAGAGUGAUAUGAUCAUGAAGUACCUGGGACUCAAACUGGGCCCUGCUCUCAAGCUGUGCUACCAUAUCGACAAGCUAAAACAGAGCAAGUUCUGACCUGUCUCUGCAACAUCAUAACCCCUGUCCAGAAACACACAAACACUGAUGGAUUUACUCACAGUAUUUACUCUCAUGACACCAGUCCCCCUUUCAUAUACAGGACAUUUUCGUCCUCCAUUCUCUGGUUAUUCAAAGACAAGCUCCAGAUCUUCUAAAAUUUCUCUUGUGUUGAUUGUCUGCCUGUAUUAUGGGACAUUUUACUGACCAGAGCAUUUCCUUAAAGUGUUCAAGCAUUUAAUUGGUCAAUUAACAUUGGAUCACUGCUCUAAUCAAAAGGCUGCAUUCUGUGAUUUAAUUUAUUUCUCCACAAGCAAGUGAGCAGGUGAGUUUUAAGUGUAAAUCACAAAUCAUGCUUCUUCAAAUGGAUGAAAUUGGAAUCAAGCAUUUAGGAUCACAUAUGAACUCGUUCAUUUUUACAGAGCCACAGACUCUUUCUAAAACCCUGUGAACUUCAGCCACCUGCUGGUGAAAAGUAGUCAUUGCAACUCCAUUAAACUAACCCCCAUUGUAACCAGGUACCAUUCAGCUUUUAUUUUCAGAGAGCAGCUACUUCAAAAGCCGACAGUGUGGGAGAUGAGUAACAAUCAGAAUUCUGCAUUCUACAGUUCUGACUAAACAGAUACGCACACACACUCCAAACCAGCAAAUUACAGGCACAAAUGCAACUUGGCUCAGCAAUGUACCAGUCACAUCAUUUGUUCUAAGUCAACCCAAGUAAGAACUUAACAGGAUAUACUACAAGGCAUUUAUUGCUAUCUUCAUGAAAAACAGUGCAUUAAAACUCAGUAAUGCAUACCAGGUGCUCAACCAGCAAGUGAAACUGAACAAAAACAACUUUAUGUCGCAUACAGUGUACUGGAACACUGGUACUAUAUGUUUCGCACAAUGGACCAAAUGCAUGGAUGGAGAACAACAGCAGAGAGGUCUCAUUACUCCAAGAAUUGUCUCAUUUGUCCUCCUUACUCAGAGAAAAAGCCAAAAUGAAAAAGUUGUUCAAAUACAAAAUUUGCUUGCAACAUAUACAGAUCGUUUUUUUAAAGUUGUAAAUUGUGUAAAUUGUGUAAAUUGUCCUGAUUUCAGAUAAACAUUUUCACUGUGCAUAUUACAUGUGGUUUAGAUUGAUUGUCUUUCAUAAACUCACAAUGCAUAGGUGAACACAAGCUGACGUACUUUAGAGGUGCUUUGACAUGGUUAUUUUACAGUAACGGCCAUAUUUCAAUGUUUCAAAAAGUAACUAAAGCUUGGUCUCAAACAAAAUGAAAAUGUGCAAAGGAAUAAUUUUUCUCCUGAAGCAUUUCAGGAAAUUGUUAUUAUUCCUUUUUGUUUUUUUUUUGUUUUUUUUUUUUUUGUAGAAAAAAAAGAUAUUUGAAUGGCAUUCAGUAUUACUGUAUUUUUCAGACAGGUGAACUAAUUAAGUCUGUUCUGAUGAUGUCAUCUCCUAAAGUGGAUAUCACCCAAGUGUACAACUUUUCUGUCCCGCAAUCAUGUGUAAAUAUUAUAAUUAAUGUAGUAGUCACAGAUGAAAUCUACAAUUUCAGAAGUAUCAAAAAGAGUAAAUUAAAUAAAUCAGUUUAAAUUGUCUAAUGCAUACAUUCAACAUUUACAUAUAAUCAGCUACCAAGCUGUCUUUGUUAGACGUCAUUGCUGUACAUUCUGCCUCUUAAAGCAACUGCUACCUUGUGCAUUUGUACAGAAUCAUUGUCUAUAAUUCUGCAUCAGGGAAGCUGUUUGAGUGGUAUGUCUUUUUCUUUUAAUCCUCCCCCUGUAGCAUCAGUUGGUAAGAGCUUUCUCAACGAAAAAUGUGUAAAGUGAAGAAUCAGCUAAAUUUUUGCCACCAGAACAUUAUAAAGGGAUUUAAUCAGUGAGCUCUUAAAUCAGUAGUCAGUUUAAGAUGUCAGGGUUCUUUGGAAUUCGAUCCCUUGAUUUGAAAAGCUGAGUAUUACAAUAUCUUCAUAUAACCUUUCAUCAGAUUUGUUGAGUCUAGUGAGUUUAAUUGGCAAGUUCAAAGAGGUAUAAUCAAGAGGUUUUGUGCCGAUGGGAUAUUUCUAAAUCUAAAGUGUGUAAUUUGUGUGAUGUUACUUUCUCUUAUCCCAGCUUAAUUUGCAGAGUCAACUAUAUUUCCCAGUAAAGUGUAAAUACUGUGGCUAUAAACAUUACUCUGUUUGAGUGUCCCGCCAGCCAGACUCAGCAACAUUGACUGAGUUUGAGAAUGGUUUGAGAUUGGGAUGGGACUAUCUUUUUGGUCUACCAAUGGCAGAUGGAUGGAGUAUUUGGGAAAGCCUGGUUAAAAAGACCAGCUUAUGCAGUUCCCUGUACCAGUAGUGCUGGUUUAAAGCUUCACUCAGUAACUUUUGUCUUUGUGUCAUCCUGGACUUACACUGACACCUAGCGGCUUGGAUGCAGCAUUAUUUAAAAACAUUUAAAAAUAGUUUUAAGUUUCAGAUGCCAUUGUAGAAAUUUAGUAUUCACAGUCAGCCAUGAUUACUUUAAUCAAUGAGUGAAAGUGUCAAAUAACAGGAUGGUUACUGAGAUUAAGCGAGUAGUAUUCGGCUGGUCAUGUGAUUCUAACAUGGCAGCCCCCUCUCCAUGUAGAAUAAAACAGCUUUUAUAAGGUUACUGAUAUGACUGGAGUCUUCAUUUUAAUGUGAGUUGUCAUGAUUUCCUACAUAUAUUGCAAAAUUACAAUUACAAUGUUUUUAGGAGUUAAACUUUUUUUAAUGAGGAAAAAAAUUACUGAGUGCACCUUUAAUGCUAGUCUUUUUAGCAGGGAGUUGUUUGAAAACAUUAUUUUUGCAAUUUAGUUGGGUGAUGUAGAAAUGCAAGUUUAUAUAGAUGAAUUACUCCAAGUCUAAUGUUAAAACUCUUAUUAGCUUUAAAGCAGGCCUUUUUUUUGUAGUCAAAUAGUGGGAAUGUCUUGUUAGUUUUAAAAGCCCUUUAAGUAAUACAAUGCAAUACAAGCACUCCUUUCUGUGGCUACACUUAAUCCAAUUUUAAGUAGGAAGCCUUGACAUUUCAUAAUAAUCUAUAAUGAUUUGGGGCAGUUUAUGCCCUCUUGCAGAUAUUCUGCUGACAUAGGCUGGCCCAGAAGCUCCUGGCUAGAUAUUACCGACAAUUGUCAUGGAAAAUGAGUGAGGUUUUAAGAAUAAUAUGCUUUUCAGUUGUGCUGUGUAUUUUCAGCUUUUUUGUAUGUGUGUGAGUGAGUAUGCCAGGUUGUAUGUUUGCCUUCACACCAUUCCUUGCCAUUUUUGAUAUAAUGGAAAAUGUAAGUGUACAUUUAUGAAUGCUGCUCUUGAUGAUAGUCCCAUGUAAGGUUGUUUAAAAGAGACAUUUGUAAACUCAAGUAAGAGUUUUAAUGAAAAAUAAAAGUGUGUACACAAUACACAACUAGAGGGGGACUACAACACGGACCAUUCAUGUUGGUGCUACAAUAUGACUGUAUUUAACAAAUGAUGAUUUUAUGCAUACAUUUUUUCAUUGUUGUUUUUUUUUUUUUUUUUUUGCUUUAUUCAGUUUGACUUAAAUGUUGUGACUCUUGUAACUGAGGACAGGCUCUGUUUGUGAGGUUAAUAUAGAGCAAGGGUGUAGAUUCCUUAGGUAAAAUGUUCACGCCAAAUCUACGCCAUUGAUAUAGAGGAUUAUGAGAGAGUCCGAAUAAAGCAUAAUGAACACCCUAACCUGAACUCUAACUGUAUUUGUAGUUCUAUAUAUUGCUAUAUCACUGAAUAGAUUGCUGUUUGUAUUUCCUUUAUCUCUGCCGUUGCUUUUGUGCAAACAGACACAACUCAGUGCUAGCCAGAACCCACAUACAAAUGUUAAAUCAUGUACAAGGCCAUUAAACAAUUCAAAUAAAGUAUUUUCUGCACUCGAGAGAAUGCAGAGAGUA